AUGUUAUACGACUCAACUCCUCCUUAUGAACACCACUCCCACCUAACCUUUGCCCGCGAACCCCUCAAAUCUCUAUAUGUCUUCCAACGGCUUUUCACCACCAUCCUCCUUGUGCCAUGUUGGUGGAUAUACUACCUCGUUCUCCCCCGUUCCUACCGCCCACGCCCCUCCUGGUCGCUCAAACAAAUCAUAUUCGUCAACUUCACUCGCCGUAUCUCAAAAGUGACCGAAGUGGCCGGGAUGACAUGGGGUACUCGUAACCCCGAGGAGGAGGCCAAGGACGGAGACCUGCAGGAGACGAGGUUCGAGUGGAUCGAGCCGCUACCAGAAGAGCUGAGAUGUGGUAUUGUGGUUAGUGAAGGGAAUAGGGUGCCUUUCAAACGCGUCGGGGCAUUCAUAUGGCCCAAGGAGGCUCCGCGUCCGAUAGGGGGAUCGGCGACACCGUCUCCUCAAAUUCCCCAGUUUGACUUUGAAGCAACGUCGACGGUCCCGACGGACAUUGAAGCGUCUGCUGCUGAUGCGUCCGUCAUCGGGAUCUUCAUGCAUGGAGGCGGGUACACGCACAUGUCUGCGCACGAGAAGGCCAGAACGUCGAGGAUUCCACGGACGCUUCUCAAGGAGAAACUGUGCUCGCAAGUCUAUUCCGUUGAGUAUCGAUUGCUCCAGUUUGCACCGUUCCCCGCUGUAGUGCAAGACGCUGCGGCUGUCUACGCUCACGUCGUCAAGACGUUCCCGAGGUCGAAGACUGUAUUGAUCGGCGACAGCUCUGGUGGGAAUCUGGUAUUGGCACUGGCAAGAUGGAUACGCGACGAAGGAAAGUUGCGCAUGCCUGAUGGACUACUGCUACUGUCGCCUUCUUGUGAUACAUCGCACGCCAUUCCUGAAACAUACUCGUCCCAUAUCCCCCGCCCGAACGCCUCUACCGACUACCUGACCGACACAGUAGAGCCACGAGCGAUCCUGCAAGCGACGUUCCUCGGAUUCAAAUACUAUCCGCCCGACCACCACCUGCUCAGCCACACCGAUCUCACCCAGCGGCAAAAAGCAGUCGAAGAGAGCCGGCAGCUUCGGGAGGUCGUGCACUCGGAAUACGUGAGUGCCGCGAGUCCGAGAGUGCUGCAGUGCUGGGGGCACGAAGUUGCGCAGCACGACUUGGUGAUGGGCAUCGAGUCCAGCGACGGCGAGUCCUCCAUGGCCAAAUCCCUAUCCCAAUCUCUAUCGCCGCCGUCUGGACCGAUAUGCCAGUCCUCUGCGUCGCAAGCCUCCCUCGCCUCGGUGAUUCAGACGCCGUACCGUCAGGCAUGCAGAUUCUCGGCACUGUUCGCGCACUUCCCUCGGACACUGGUGGUGAUCGGGGACGCUGAGCGGCUAGUGAAUGAGGUCAGGUCGUUGGUGAAGGCGAUGGAGAAGGAUUGCGUGGAUGUAAAAUGCCAUUGGGCGAAGGACGCGCCGCAUGAUUUGUUGAUCAUCCCUGAGGGUUGGUGGGAUGAGGGGGUUAGGGAGGAAGCGUGGGUGGCUGUUAGAGAAUGGAUGAAAGGAUUUUGA
Molecule: messenger RNA, 1545 nt
Organism: Pleurotus ostreatus (oyster mushroom)
Lineage: Eukaryota; Fungi; Basidiomycota; Agaricomycetes; Agaricales; Pleurotaceae
Exons: 4
Coding region: 1-1545 (514 amino acids)
Molecular function (GO): hydrolase activity
Source: RefSeq, a predicted model, not a curated record